AAUUACCUUCCACUAAUUUCAUUCUUAAAAAUGAAACAAGUCUCUGGGCUUUAAGCAAAAAUGCAGACUUAACAGAUUUAUUCAACUUACAUUUAGUGGGGGGAUUCUUAAGAACAGAAAUUAUUUUUGAGUAUACAGAAUGAGGUGUGAUCACUGGAGGAGUACCUAAGAGGCAGGAAUGUCUGUAUUUGCCAUUUUGACGUAUAUAAAGCUGUGUAAGACUUUGAUAAUCCAUUUCUAAUUGGAAUUUUUGUAGAAUUGUGAAUAUUUAAAUUACUAUAUUGUAGAAUAUAAUGCAUUUGGAAAUUAACUCAUGUCUUUACAUACAUAUUACUUUUUAUGUUUUUGCAGGUACAAAAAAGCUUUAAACAAGUAAAAUCUAGGCAACAGGCUCCCUGAAGUGUUGACAGCCCAGCUUAAUCAUGAACGUGAUUCAAAAAUGUUAAUAAACAAACCAAGUUUUCUCCUUUCUUUCUCUUUCUUUGAGGGGUGGUGUAGACCAUGGGGAAUUCAUAUGCUGGGCAACUGAAAUCUGCUCGAUUUGAGGAAGCCCUCCACAACUCCAUAGAAGCCUCUCUCAGAUGUAGUAGUGUGGUCCCACGGCCAAUUUUUUCCCAGCUGUACUUGGACCCUGACCACCAUCCUUUCUCAUCUGCAGAUGUAAAACCCAAGGUGGAGGAUCUGGAUAAAGAUUUGGUACACCGCUACACUCAAAAUGGAAGCCUGGAUUUUUCUAACAAUCUAACAGUUAAUGAAAUGGAAGAUGACGAAGAUGAUGAAGAAAUGUCUGAUUCAAAUAGCCCACCAAUCCCCUAUUCACAAAAACCUGCCCCAGAAGGGUCUUGCACUACAGAUGGUUUUUGUCAAGCAGGAAAGGAUUUGCGUUUGGUAUCUCUGUGUAUGGAACAAAUUGAUAUCCCAGCAGGAUUCCUCCUGGUGGGGGCCAAGUCUCCUAAUCUUCCUGAACACAUCCUAGUGUGUGCUGUAGACAAGCGAUUUCUACCAGAUGAUCAUGGGAAAAAUGCACUUUUAGGGUUUUCUGGAAACUGUAUCGGCUGUGGAGAAAGAGGAUUUCGGUAUUUCACGGAAUUUUCCAACCACAUUAACUUGAAGCUCACCACCCAGCCAAAGAAGCAGAAGCACUUAAAGUACUACCUAGUCAGAAGCUCCCAGGGUGUACUGUCGAAGGGACCUCUUAUCUGCUGGAAAGAAUGUAGAAGCCGACAAUCCUCUACCACUUGCCACCCUAUUAAACCAAACUCUUCAGUGUCAUCAACCGUGACCCCAGAAAAUGGCACAACUAACGGAUACAAAUCAGGAUUCGUUCAGACAGAUUCGCCGAUUCUCAAUCCAGCUAAUUCUGCAAUCAAUUUAAGUGGAGCUCAGGACCUGACCCGGAAUAAGAAUGUUGUGAAGCCACUGGCUUUGUCUUUGCAGGUUGUAGGGAAGACUUUUGCUGCAGAUGCUGCUAAUGGGAACAGUAGCCAUGGAGGAAAGAGCGGUACCUCUGGCUCCACUCCAGCCCGCCCAGGGAAUUACUCUUUGUCACCAAGACCGAGCUUUGCCUCAGGAGACCAAGCUACCAUGUUCACUUCUGGACCACCAAAGAAACGACACCGAGGAUGGUAUCCUGGGUCCCCUGUCCCCCAACCUGGUUUAGUUGUACCUAUUCCUACAGUUCGUCCUCUCUCAAGAACUGAGUCCCUUUUAUCUGCCCCAGUUCCACAGACCCCAUUAACUGGAAUUUUACAACCUCGACCCAUUCCUGCAGGGGAAACUGUAAUUGUUCCUGAAAACCUGCUGAGUAACUCAGGAGUUAGACCAGUAAUCCUGAUAGGCUAUGGCACUUUACCCUAUUUCUAUGGAAAUGUUGGUGACAUUGUUGUGAGUCCUCUGCUGGUGAACUGCUACAAGAUUCCACAGUUGGAAAACAAAGAUUUGGAACAAUUAGGUUUGACUGGCAGCCAACUCCUGAGUGUGGAAAACAUGAUCCUUCUGACAAUACAGUAUCUUGUGCGGCUGGGGGGUCUCGUGGACACACCUAAUAACCAGCCUUUUCAGAUUGUCUAUGAGAGCAUUCGGGAACCGGAGACAGUCAGCGCCACAGGCUCCCGAGCUGUCAUUUGCUGUGAAUGGAAGAAAGCUUUAAACAGAAAAAAAAUUCUACCUGUAAUUCUCUUCAAUUUAGGUCCUGAUCAGAUACCUCUCAGGGAAGAAUUUGAGCAAAUUAUGCUGAAAGCUAUGCAGGAAUUUACUCUGAGAGAAAGAGCCCUGCAGAUGGGUGCCCAGUGUCCACCCGUGUCUCCGGGACAACUCCCCUGGCUGGCUCGAUUAAUUGCCAGCGUAUCUCAAGACUUGGUUCAUGUGAUUGUGACCCAAAACUCUUUGGCAGAGGGCAUUUCAGAGACAUUGAGGACUCUUAGUGAAAUGAGACACUACCAAAAACUACCAGACUAUGUUGUGACAAUUUGUGCAUCGAAAAUCAGAGGAAAUGAGUUUUGUGUGGUAGUAUUAGGUCAGCAUCAGUCCAGAGCCCUGGCAGAGAGCAUGCUCACCACAAGUGAGUUUUUGAAAGAAAUUAGUUAUGAGCUCAUCACAGGAAAGGUCAGUUUCCUGGCAUCGCAUUUCAAAACCACAUCGUUAGGUGAUGACUUGGACAAGCUGCUAGAAAAAAUGCAACAAAGAAGAGGAGACAGUGUGGUGACCCCUUUCAAUGGGGACCUUAACGUAUAUGUGUCACCUCAGGAGGCCGCUGCUAUGAUCCCCACGCAAACCCUGGAUUUAGAUAAUGAAACCUUCCAAAUUUAUCAACCGCAGCUUGUGGUUGCCAGGAAACUCUUGUCCCAGGUGUGCGCUAUAGCGGACAGCGGCAGCCAGAGCCUGGACCUCGGCCACUUCAGCAAAGUGGACUUCAUCAUCAUUGUCCCAAGAUCAGAGGUUCUGGUCCAGCAAACUCUUCAACGGAUUCGACAAUCAGGUGUCCUUGUAGACUUGGGUCUGGAGGAAAAUGGGACAGCCUAUCAGAGAGCAGAGAAAUAUGUUGUUCGUCUAGACAAUGAGAUUCAAACCAAGUUUGAAGUUUUUAUGAGAAGGGUGAAGCAGAACCCGUACACGCUGUUUGUGCUAGUUCAUGACAACUCCCAUGUGGAACUAACGAGUGUCAUUUCGGGCUCUUUGUCACAUGGUGAACCCAGCCAUGGAUUGGCUGACAGGGUCAUUAACUGCAGAGAGGUUCUGGAAGCUUUCAACCUCCUGGUGCUCCAGGUCACCUCCUGCCCAUACACUCUGCAGACCCAACAGUCCCGAAUCAGCGCCAGCAACGAGGUUCACUGGAUACAGCUGGACAGCACGGAGGCCAUGAGCUGUGAGGAGAAGCUGUACUUCGGCCUGAACGAGUACAGUAAAUCUCUUCAGUGGGGAGUCACGAGCCCCCUUCUGAGAUGUGAUGAGACUUUUGAAAAAAUGGUGAACACGCUGCUGGAGAGGUACCCCCGGCUGCACAGCAUGGUCGUCCGCUGCUACCUUCUCAUCCAGCAGUACUCGGAGGCUCUGAUGGCUCUCACCACCAUGGCGUCACUCCGAGACCACAGCACACCGGAAACACUCAGCAUCCUGGAUGACCUCCUGAGCUCCCCGGGAAAGACCAAGAGCGGGAGGGGACACAUGCUCAUUCUCAGGGUGCCAUCCGUGCAGCUGGCGAUGCUGGCCAAGGAGCGGCUGCAGGAGGUGCGGGACAAGCUGGGGCUGCAGUACCGCUUCGAGAUCAUCCUCGGGAACCCCGCCUCGGAACUCAGUGUCGCAACCCACUUUGUGGCGCGAUUAAAGACUUGGAGAGGAAAUGAAGCAGAAGAGUGGACCCCUCGGACGUACCAGGAUCUGGAAGGGCUGCCUUGUAUUGUGAUAUUAACUGGCAAAGAUCCCCUUGGAGAAAGCUUCCCCAGGUCUCUGAAGUACUGUGACCUCCGGUUAAUUGAUUCAAGCUAUUUAACUCGCACGGCCUUGGAGCAGGAGGUGGGUCUGGCGUGCUGCUACGUCUCAAAAGAGGUCAUCCGGGGGCCCACUGUCGCCCUGGACCUUAGCGGCAAGGAGCGAGAGAGAGCUGCAGUCAGCGAGAACGACACUGAGGAGUUGCUGAUCGACCUGGAGAGGCCCCAGAGCAACAGCAGUGCCGUACUGGAACCUCUGGUAAGUACUGGCUUUUCUCUUCUAAGGGAUCAGGGACGGGAGCUUGGGAAGCGCCAGUCAGAGCAGGAGAAGGCCUUCCCUCCUGAAUGUAAUGAGCUUCAGCCCUUGGGAGGGAGGGAGGGAGGGAAGCCGGGUGGUCUGCCUGCUCUGUGCACGAUCUCUCUGCUUGUCCCAGAUCACAGCCAAAGCAGUGAAGUCAGCCAGUCAGAGGGAGAGCCCUGGCCUGACAUCGAGAGCUUCAGUAAAAUGCCCUUUGACGUCAGUGUGCAUGACCCCAAGUACAGCCUGAUGAGCCUGGUAUACACUGAGAAGCUGGCAGGGGUCAAACAAGAAGCAAUAAAGGAAUCCAGAGUCGAAGAGCCCCAGAAACGCGAGACUGUGUCCAUGAUGCUGACCAAGUACGCGGCCUACAACACCUUCCACCACUGCGAGCAGUGCCACCAGUACAUGGACUUCACCUCUGCCUCCCAGAUGUCUGACUCUACCCUUCAUGCCUUCACGUUCUCUUCCUCCGUGCUGGGAGAGGAGGUGCAGCUCUAUUUCAUCAUUCCCAAAUCCAAAGAGAGUCAUUUUGUCUUCAGCAAGCAGGGCAAACACCUGGAGAGCAUGCGGCUGCCCCUGGUUUCGGACAAGAAUCUGAAUGCAGUCAAGAGCCCUAUUUUCACUCCUUCCAGUGGUCGCCAUGAGCACGGACUCCUAAACCUUUUUCACGCCAUGGAGGGCAUCAGCCACCUGCACCUCCUGGUAGUCAAAGAGUAUGAGAUGCCGCUGUACCGCAAGUACUGGCCCAACCACAUCAUGCUGGUGCUGCCCGGCAUGUUCAAUAACGCAGGCGUGGGUGCCGCCAGGUUUCUCAUUAAGGAGCUGUCAUAUCACAACCUGGAACUGGAGAGGAACCGCCUGGAGGAGCUGGGAGUUAAACGCCAGUGUGUCUGGCCUUUCAUCGUUGUGAUGGACGACUCGUGUGUCCUGUGGCACAUUCACAGCGUUCAGGAGCAGACCAGCCAACCCAUGGAAACAGGAGUUUCCAGUAAGAAUGUGUCCCUGAGGAGUGUCUUGCAGCAUAUUGAAGCCACACCAAAAAUCGUCCACUACGCAAUCUUGGGCAUACAGAAGUGGAGCAGCAGGCUGACCUCUCAGAGCCUGAAGGCCCCGUUCUCCAGGUGCCACGUGCAUGACUUCAUUCUCCUCAACAUAGACCUGACUCAGAACGUGCAGUAUGACUUCAACAGGUAUUUCUGUGAAGAUGUUGACUUUAACCUGAGAACAAACAGUAGUGGCCUGCUCAUCUGCCGCUUUAAUAACUUCAGCCUCAUGAAGAAACAUGUUCAGGUUGGAGGGCAAAGGGACUUUAUCAUUAAACCAAAGAUCAUGGUGUCAGAGAGCUUAGCACCCAUCUUGCCCCUGCAGUAUGUCUGUGCUCCUGACAGUGAACACACACUGCUGGCAGCCCCUGCACAGUUUCUCCUGGAGAAGUUCCUUCAGCAUGCCUCGUACAAACUCUUCCCCAAAGCUAUCCAUAACUUCAAGAGUCCCGUGUUGGCCAUUGACUGCUACUUGAACAUUGGACCAGAGGUGGCCAUAUGCUAUGUCAGCUCCAGACCCCACUCCAGCAAUGUCAACUGUGAAGGGGUGUGUUUCAGUGGACUCCUCCUGUACCUCUGUGACUCUUUUGUAGGUGCUGAUCUUCUUAAGAAAUUUAAGUUUUUAAAAGGUGCUACCCUGUGUGUCAUUUGCCAAGACAGAAGUUCCUUACGCCAAACAAUUGUCCGCUUAGAGCUAGAGGAUGAGUGGCAGUUUCGCCUCCGGGACGAGUUCCAAACUGCUAACAGCAGUGAUGACAAGCCCCUCUACUUUCUCACUGGACGUCAUGUAUGAGCUUUCGAAGAGACCAAAACUAGCAAAGGGAUGCCUAGGUGGGGUGGGGCAGAAACAAUUAUUUGGGAUUUUUUUUCCUUUAAAGUACAAUCACUGUGGAACAAAGUGCAACAUAUUUGUCUGUUCUCCAAAGAACCACCCCACCCCCAACCUGACCCGGGCCUUUGGGGGCAUCAUUCUCCUUCAGUUUCAAUUUCAGGACCUUAAAUUCAGGUUAAAGUUCACCCUAGGUAGUUAUGCAAUUACUUAAGACGUGGUCUGCCCGUGGGAGCCUGAGGAGCAAAUGCUUUGGAGAAGCAACAUGGAGACUGCAUCGUUUUUUCUACUGUGCUGUGUCGGGGGAAAAUUGACUCUCAGCAUUAGCUAGCCUGAAUGUGUUACAUGAGACUCACACCGCUGGUGUGGAAUUAACUGAAGAUUAAUGUCUGAGGCCUGAACCCUCAGUUUCUCUUCAGAUCUGUACUUUGGUACAGUAUUACUCAGGGGUCUGAAAUGAUAGAAUGUAGAAGAUAUCUGUAUUUAAAAAAAAAGAAGUAGCUUUGUCUUUCUCUGUGCAGUGUUAGUUUAAGAUUUAUAAUCUUAUAUGUAUUGAAACUUUUGGCAAAAUUUCCACAGGAGUUAAAAGUUUACUAUUUAAACUGAACAAACAAAUUAGUAAAUGCAGGGCAGGCAUUGUGUAUAUUUAUGCAGCUUCUCCUGGUUUAAGUUCUUUCGCUUUCUUCAUUCUUUAAAAAUGUUUCCAGUCUCUUAAGCACAUCAUGCCUGUGAGAAUAAGAAGUGAUUAAUCUUGAACAAGGAGAAUCUGACUCAGUAGCUGAGCCUGUUAGGAAGGUGUCAGCAUUCACCCCUAGCAAAGCGAAAGUCUGGCAGGCUAAGGUUCCACGUGGAGUGGACCUAGUUCAUUUCCCUUCAGAGAUACACGGAAUGAACAUUAGCUGCCUUAUACUGACACCACCCCAGAAAGUGCUGGAAUGGGAAACAACCAUAAAGAGGCUGUUUUACUGGUGAUUUUGUGUGUGUGAGGAGUAAGGAAGAUUCCAUUAAGUCUCUGACUCAUUAAAAUUACCAGGGGGUCUUAAGUUUUUACAGAUUUCUUACUACAAAUUUUAAUCGAAAACAGAUUUUUAGAAAAUAUUCUGGAACUACUAAGUCUAUUAGAAGUUUACUCUUAAAUUACUGCAGUUCUCAGCACUAAAUCUCUUGGCAUUUUUUCAUUAGCCCAUGUGUAACACUCUAUCCCCACUUAAAAUGGCCAUUUUUACUUGAAUCAAUGUCUUAUUGGUGGCCUGAAACUGAGGGACCUACUAAGCCUGCAUUUAUCUAAAACAAAUAGUGUUAACUCACCAGCUUUAUUAGUUUGUGACAACAAGGAGUUUACAGCUAGUGGAAAAAAAGCAAUGUACUAAUUGGAGAAUGAUUUCAGAUCUUUUGGUUUUCAUAUAGCUUAUGAUGUUUUAAAUAUAUCUUGAACAAUUCCUUUAAACCCCAUUUUUAACUCACAUUCAAAGAGGACCUACCUUACAUGUGCUUUAAAAAUAUUCCUUGAUUUUAGUACAGCAAAAUUUUUGGCAAAGAGGUAUGUGCGUUCUGAAGCAGGUUGAUUUAGAUAUGAAUGUAAUUCAAUUGUUCCUGUUUUGUUGAAAGGGCCUGAUGCAGAUGAUACCAAGAAACCCAUGGUUUGUGCAAUACUCCAAUAAUAUUUACUACAUAGGGCAAAUAAAAUACUUGAAAUAAUCCUAAAACAGUUGUACCUGGGACAGAUGGCUUCUCAGAGUUUCUUCUGGCUUUAUGGCUUCAUAGUCUAAGAAAAAAAAUUUUAAGUAGUUACUUUAGCUGCAGGGACUCCAAAUGAUUAUGAUCUCUUAAAUACUGUGGAAAAGAAAUGCCAGAAUAAAGCCAAAAGACCGUCACCCCAAUGAUAGAGAAUUCAAAUUGAUCUGCCUAUUCUUUCAAUGCCUAUCUUCCUAAGGUUUUGGAUCUUUUAAAAUCACCUUAUCAGUAUAAUUUUUUUUAGAGAAUGUCAGGUCCUUCUCCUUUAAGGAUAAAAUUGCACAAGCACAGGACACGAUGAUUUGUUAACACAUACCUUGGUGUGUUCUGCUUCGAGCCUUGCCAUCCCUUAGAAUACUGUGGUAUGAGUGUGUUCCCUCAGCCCGCAUAAUAAUGACCUACAGACCUGUUGAACCUUGCCAUAUAUGACAGUUCACACAGGUUAAUACUGAAUGUAAACUAAAAUUACAAUGAGCAUUGCUGUAUUCAAUUAUUUUGGCUGUAAUUUAAGCAAUUGCUUUUGUGUGAUCUUUUAGAAAAGGAGGCACCUGUGUGACUUUAUUACUGUAAAAUUUUCUUAACCAAAAUUUGGUGAAUUUCACUAGUCAGUCUACCUCACAUUUUGUUUGAUUCUAAAUUGUCUUAAGUUGUGUCUACAGUAUGUUCUUGUCCUUUCACUUAAUUUGGUGAAUGUAUUAAAAUUCUCUCCCACUCCCCCCAAAAAAGAAAAUUUGUUUUCUUUAAUUUUCUGGUAUUAUCAAAAAUGGAAUGAACUCCCUCCCUGACUCUGGCAACGUCCAAUAAAGGCUGGAAGUCCA
Vicugna pacos (alpaca) is the source of this 8651-nucleotide messenger RNA. Lineage: Eukaryota; Metazoa; Chordata; Mammalia; Artiodactyla; Camelidae. The record is from RefSeq and is a predicted model, not a curated record.